UUAGUGGUAAAUACAAAUGAUAAUAUGAAUAAAAUUAUGCUGUUUAUAAAGUAGUUUCUUCUCUUUGUUAAUAUGACUUCACUUUUACAAAAAAGAGAUGGAUCAGCACCAUAUACAUUUUUUAGUCGUCCUCGUCCUGUUCAACAAAAAACUAGCAAAUAUCGUGAUGAUCAUGAACCGGAUGUACAAAUCUUGUAUGGUAACAUAAUGUAUGAUAGACGUAUUAUUAGAGGAAAUACUUAUGCGCAAAAUACAUUGUCAAUGAAUGUUCAACCAGAUCCUGUUGAAGCUCAAAAGCAACAAGAAAUAAGACGACUUGCUCUAGCUAGGAAGAGAGCGAAACAGAUAUUAAAAUCACAAACUCCUGAACCUGUGGAAGGUCGGAAACAUAUCGAUGUACAAACAGAAUUAUAUUUAGAAGAAUUAACUGACAGAGUUGAAGAAGCUGAUAUUUUUACACAAACUGAUACAUUUUUAGAUAGACCAUCAACUCCUCUUUUUAUUCCUGCAAAAUCUGGAGUAGAUGUAUCCACACAAAUUCUCGAUGGAGAACUGUUUGAUUUUAACAUUGAAGUCAAACCUAUCCUUGAGGUGUUAAUUGGUAAGACGGUUGAACAGUCUUUGAUGGAAGUUAUGGAAGAAGAAGAACUUGAUAAUCUAAGAGCACAACAACGCAGAUUUGAAGAGCUUAGAUUUGCAGAGUUAAUUGAAACACAGCGAUUAGAAGAGCAAGAAAAAAGACACAGAGAAGAAAAAGAAAGAAGAAUUAGACAACAGCUUGAAGUGAUGAAAAAGGAAAAGGAAACAAUAGAGAAAAUUGCAGCACAUACAUUUGCUCAGAGUUAUUUACAAGAUCUCAUUCCAUCUGUAUUUACAAAUUUACAUGAACACGGAUUUUUUUAUGAUCCUGUUGAACAAGAUGUUGAGGCAUUCUUCAUGGCAUUCUUGAUGGAAAAUGUGGUUUAUGAAUUAAAUAAGUCUCUUUUAGCAAGAGCUGUUCUUGAUAGUAUUAUAAAAGAAACAGUAAUAAAGCGUUCAGUAACUUACAUGAAUCUUGAUGCUGAGGUUGAAAAACGUAUACAUGCUACUAAUAUUCCAUUGAAUUCAUCUCUAAAUGGAACACUAUCUGUAUCUGCUGAUGGAACUAAUGGUCCAGAAUACAGUAAAGAAGUGGGAAAAGAGCCUAAUCCAACUGUUACAUUUAAUGAAGAGGGACUUAAGGACACAGAAAAAGUUGAUGAAAUGUAUUAAGAAAGAAUUAAUAUAAUAAUUUUAUUAUCAAAA
This is a messenger RNA of Hydra vulgaris (swiftwater hydra), 1284 nucleotides long. RefSeq names its product radial spoke head protein 3 homolog. The record is from RefSeq and is a predicted model, not a curated record. Gene Ontology annotation, cellular component: cilium. Lineage: Eukaryota; Metazoa; Cnidaria; Hydrozoa; Anthoathecata; Hydridae.